This is a messenger RNA of Closterium sp. Naga37s-1, 9270 nucleotides long. The record is from the annotation of a GenBank genome assembly. NCBI's taxonomy places the organism in Eukaryota, Viridiplantae, Streptophyta, Zygnematophyceae, Desmidiales, Closteriaceae.
AUGGCAGCAGUGGUUCCCCUUCUCUCAUUCUUUUCUCGCUUCUCCCUCCCCCUUCCACCCCACCACCCUCAACUCCUUUUCUACGUCACUGAAUGUGCGGCCACUGAUAUUUGCCGUGCAGACGCCACCUUUGCCUGCUGCUGCUGGGCAUUGAUCCAGUACUUCACGAUCGGAAUGUGCGGCUGCCUCUACUCUAAAGGCUUCCGUGGCAUGCUGAGGGAUAAGUAUGGACUGCCCAGCAGACCCUGCAUGGACGCUGCACUACACCUCUUCUGCCCUUGCUGUGCCUUUGCUCAGGAGUACCGAGAACUCAAAGCCAGGGGUUGGGACCCACGUCUAGGUAUCAACUUCUCGACUGCUGUCCGAAAGAGUGACGCUGAUGGCUCCCCUAUUGUCGAACCGCUCCAAAUCACCACAAUUCCAAGGUUCCCUACCAACGUUGCUGCUAGCAGCGACGGAGGAAGCAUCCGGUACGAUGUUAAGGUCUUGACCUUUGACGGCAUAAUCAGGGAUAAGGAUCUUUCUAAUGCUGGAGACAUCAUCACACCAGGACCACCUCCAUCGUCCUGUCAUCUGCAUGCUUCAUCUCUGUCAGGCGCUGGUGUUCAUCCUUCUUCAGUAAAUAUAUCGGGUGUUGUCAAACCUUACUCGUCUGAGAAUCAUGGACGUCAUGUGAAUCACGCAAGGCGGAAGGCAAUUCUAAGAGGAAAUGGUCGUGCUGGCUUUCUGGUCGUUGCUAAUGACCGUGAUGAGGAACGAAACAUGGCUACUGAUCCUAUAUGCUUCUCCGAGUCAUCACCUAAACAAGGACCUUCACUUCCUCUCUUUAAAAGCGGCCAGUUGUCUGACACGUGGCUUAAUUCCGGAGAACUGCAGAAAGACGACCUCCUUCAGCCAGGAGGGGAAAUGAUUGCAGAUGGAAGAAAGGUCCAAUUUCAGCAGCAGGAGAACAACUGGCAGUAUUGUGGUCAUUCUUUACUGCCUUACUCAAAGCAUCACCAACCCUCUGGUUGGCCUGCAAGUAACUUCCCUUCGAAUGAGAGCUCUUCAUCCCAACCUCAUGAGCAUACAGCACAGGAUAUGCUGUCCUGCACUGCUUCCCUUGACUCUGCUCAACUUGCUGCUCAAGGAAAGUCUCUUUUUCAUUUUUUAGAGGACAAAUCUGCUGCUUAUGCUGGAAUUGAAAGCAGCCUCCCCGAGCACCAGGUGGACCAGGCAGCACCACAGUAUGGUGCACAGCUGGCAUUGGAGCGAGUUAGCUCGGUCCCUGUUCCGCUCCUUCAAGAAGGCUUCCACGGACAUGCUUUUGAGGACUUUGAUGAUGGGUUUGCUGCAGGUUUAUGGUCCAGCCACCCUCAGCAGGGAAUCUUAAUGGAUUCUAUGCAGGUUGAUGGAAGUCAGAAUGAAGCUGGUCACGAAUUGGAGUUGUUAGCUAUUGCUGCUCUACCUGGGUCCAGCUAUACGGCUAUGAUGACAGGAGAAAAGGACAUUCGGGAUGCUGAUCGUACUCAUUUGGGAGCGCAAUUACCACCGUUUGAUGGCAAGAGCAGUGUUGCUGAAGGUGGUGGUGAUGAUGACGACCCGAAGAAGACUGAAGCGGAGCCCGAAGCCAAGUCUGUACCGAAUAUGUCGUUCAUUCUUGAGGCUGCACAAGAGUUACUGAUGGAGGUCUGCCGCUGCCCGACACCAUCUCGCAAGUGGAGACGAAGGCACGAUGGCAGCAGCUUCGGAGAUGGUACCGGUCAAAGGCCAUCACCAGUGUCAUCGUCUGUCUGUGGUGUGAGUGGUCAAGGACAGCUGCAGACUAUCCCUAUCGGUGGUACCAGAGAGCAGGCACAAAGGCUUCGAGCCCUCCUUGUGGAUGUGGAGAAGUCAUAUGGAAAGUACAAGGAGCAGAAUACAGCCUUAGCUGCUGCAUUUGAUGCUGCCACUGGCACAGAUGGAACAUUAGCAGCACGGAAUGGCACUGCUUCUGCAGCCCCUGAUGGCGAGGGUGCUGCACCAGCUGCUGCAGGAACUACUGCUGCUGGUGGUGGCUUGCGCUUCGAGGGCUUUGACAUUGGUCGUGUGUUGGACAAUGGAGCACCGCUUGUGGCAUCAGCUGGCAAGGAAUAUGAUAUUGCAGCAGUUGGGCGAGGGGGGAAGGAGGCGAUUGCCAAGCAAAAGCAAUCCCUACGACGGAGACUAGGUCUGGACGAGUGUGAGCGAUUCAUGGAUGUAAGCGAUAUCAUUAGAGACGAGGAUCUGGAAGCACCAGCGCAAGCAGCAGCACCACCAGCAACUGGUUCAUCAAACCCCGCUGCAGUAGCUGUUGGCAAGCAGAAGCAGAAGCGAGAAGCUACAGCUGGAAUCAAGCGUGGUGCGCAGGAUCUGAUGGCUGAGAUGCUGCCAAGUGGCACCAGUCCGGGGGUCGGUGAUGGUGGCAGUUCUGCUGGUAGUGUAUCACCCGCAUUGUCGAAGUCCCUUAGCGCAAGGGAGAGAAACAUGCUGAAGCGGAAGGCAAAGAGCAUGAGCAAGGACGGGGGGAAGAGAGGAGGGGCACAUGGUGGGGUGGGGGAGGUGGAUGAGGAUGAGGAUGGAGGGGAAGGGGAGCGGGGAGGCAGGAAAAAGAUGCGGACAAAGAGUGUGGUUUCAGAUGGGAAAGAGGACAAUAAGAUCACAGUAGAACAGGUGGCAGCAGAGGGGGAUGACUGGGAGGAAGAGGAGGAGGAGGAGGGGGAGUGGCCCUUGCAGGCUCUGUGUGAACAACUGCUCACAGACAUGUUUCACCCAGUGUGGGAGGUACGUCACGGCAGUAUUCUUGCCCUCAGGGAGGUUAUGUCUGCGCAUGGGAACAGCGCUGCAGUUUGCCGCCCAAUAGUUCUUUCUAAGUGGGCCAGUGCCAGUGGGGCUGAGGAGGUAGAAGAUGGGAAGGGGAAGAUGGAGCUGGAAGUGGUGAAGGAGGAGGAUGAUGGCAAGACUGUACCAGAAAUGAGAGAGCUGGACGUGGCUUUGGUCAAGGCGCCGGUGGUGAGGUCGGAAACGGAGGAAGAAGGGGUUAACAAGGAAACUGAGGGAGUGCAUCAUUGGGGUAUCAGAAAAGAAGAACGCGGGGAGGGGGAAGGACUGGAGGAUGUGAAGCAGGAAGUAAAAGAAGAGGAGUUUGUGAGUAAGCCAUUGGUAGCUGUGAAGAGGGAAAUUGAGGCGGAGACUUAUCCAAAGGCAGAGGUGAAAGAGGAGGCGAAAGGUGAAGAGGACGGUAUGAAAACGAGAGCAAAGGAGGAAGUGAAAGUAGAGGUUGAGAUGGGAGUAAUCGAGGGGCGACUGGAGGGAGUCAAGAGGGAGGCGAAGGCAGAGACGAAGGGAGGGAGUGGUGGCUGGCUAGGCCUCUCUAUGGGCUCUGAGACGCCUAAAGAAAGCAAUGGAGAGUCCGCAUCUGGGGGCAAGCUUGCUGCUACUGCUGGGGUGUGUGUGAAGGAGGAGGCAGGAGAAGGGGGCGGGAAGGGGGAGGAGGAUAACCGAGCUGAACGAUCUGGAUUUGACUUGAACGAGUUGCUGGUCUGUAAAGUGGAGGCCACUGAAGCGAGUGUGGUGAAUCGAGAGGGCGUCAUUAACCAAAAUUCUGGAGGGAGGGCGCGUAUGGGCUUGGACUUACAUCUUUCUGAUGGCAUGCAAUCAGAAGAGAUGGGAGAGGGUUCGGUACGAAAUUUGGAGAAUGAAGGGAGUAUUGAGGGGAGUAAGGUAGAAGCCAGCACGGUUAGGAGUGAAGAGAAGAGCAAGCGUGAGGAAAGUGAGAAAGCUGUGGGAAAGGGGUUGGAUUUGAACAUGGAAGUUUCCGAGGAAGCAAAUGAGGGGAAACCUGUGGAUGAGGGGGAAGUGGCAGAGGAGAAGAAUGGAGAAGAGAAGGAGAGUGCGCUGGUGGUAGCACAACCUGUGAGGGCGGCGGAGAGAGGUGCAAUGCCGACAAUGGAAUCUGCAAGGAAGGCACAGUUAGCUAUAGAAGCUGCCAGGAAGGCACAGGCGGAUAAUGAGCUGUUGGAAGACUUUGUGUCGGACCAGGUGGUGGCACCAGUGCGGGAGGCGUGUGGACAGGCGCUGGGAGUGGUGCUCAAAUACCUGCCCUCCAGGGCCGUUGCCCGCACACUUGAUGUGCUGCUGCAAAUGCAGAACCGAUCAGAGUGGGAAGUGCGGCACGGUGCCCUGCUUGGCAUCAAGUAUCUUAUAGCAGUGCGCCAGGAGCUACUGCCCUCCCUGCUGCCCUCGCUCCUCCCUGCCUGCAUCCGCGCGCUGCAAGACUCAGAUGAUGAUGUGAGAGCUGUGGCAGCAGAGGCGCUGCUGCCAGCUGCUAAGACUGUGGGGGAGGGCGUGGACGAAAGUGAUUUGAGGCAGCUGAUGCGGCUGCUGUGGGGUAUUCUAUCAGAACUAGAUGACCUCAGUCCGUCCACUAGCAGUGUCAUGACCCUCCUUGCUGCGCUACAUGCCCUUCCUCGAGUUGCUGCCCUCUGGUCCGUUUCUCCAUCUGUUGGUGCUUCUGCUGAUGCUAAGCCUGCUGCUGCUGCUGCUGGUAUGCCUGUUGCUGUGUCUGUUGGUGGAGAAGCGGAGGGCGAUGAGGAGUUGGGGGAAGAUGAUGACCUCGACGACAAGGAAGAGGAGGAAAAUCUAGCUUUAGAUGGGAGCCAACCAAAGCACAACAAAGAUGCUGCUGCCGGUGCUGCUGCUGUCGGUGCUGGAAGGGACUCUUUGCCGCCCUUAGUGGUUCUCGUCCGUCGAUUAUGGCCGUUGAUGCGUCACACUAUCUCAGCUGUCCGACUUGCUGCUGUUUCUACUCUCGAGAGGCUCCUCCAAUCCAAUGGCACCUCGUCAGCAGAUUCCAGCUCAGCAUCACCCUGGGUGGCUGACGUGUUACAGGACGCCCUGGCAUGUAUUCUCCGCAAUCUGAUUCUGGAGACCCACCCCACGGCUCUUGCUGUCUCCCGCCGUGUCUGGCCUCUGCUCUUGCGACAGGUACCCCCCUCCAGGGUUGCAUCCCUCACUCGCCCCUUCAUUCACCACUGGUGCCAGCUCAUCGCCACACCGCCUGGUGGCUCCCUUAACACCUCCCUCCUCUUUGCCACAUCGUCACCGGCAGCUCAAGGGACAGCCGGCAGAGGCAUGGGGACUGAGGGACGGGGGAGGGGAAGGGGUAGAGGGGGAAGGGGAAAGGGCAAGGGGAAAGAAUCAGAAGGUGUGGGAAGCUCUGCCGCUACUGGGAGUGCGAUGGGGAGCGGUGGUAAUGGGGUGGUGGUGGUAGGGGCGGAUGGGGAGAGUGCAGCUGUGCGUAUGAGAGUGGACACAAGUCAAGCCAUGGGGCUGCUGCUCUCCUUCUGGCCUGUUGACCAACUAGAAGGCGGAGUAGCCCCGUUGAUAUCCCUUCUGGGGUCCGUGGCUGCCACACAGAAGCAGGUUGGUGCUUUGAUCGUUGCUGCUUGGUUCAGGGAGCUUGAGAGACGGGAGGUGGGGGAAUUGAAGGAGGAUAAAUCGGACAGGCAGGAAGCAUUGCAAAAGCCGAAUCAACAGCAGCAGCAUGCGUUUGCCUUUGGCUCUCUCCCGGGUCUCUCUUUGGUACGACCAUCUCCCCCUGUUGCAAAACUGCUGACCCAUUUGAUGGCUCUCCUCUCUUCUCCUGAUGCUGGCCAAAGCUACGAAGAGCUCUCACGAACCUACAACAAGCUCCGAGCCGAAGCUAGUGCUUUGAUCAGCCAUGCCAAAGCUGUAGGGUUAGCACCAGACAUGAUUAGUUCGGCGCUUACACGAGCCGGCUGUGUUGGCUCGGCAGUUGCUCUAGAUAGCAGUACAGCAGGAGAAGCGAGAGGAACGGUCGGAACGAAAGGAGCAGUUGUGGAAGGACGAGGAAGGGAGGAGACUCAAUUUGACAGACUGAGUCCUGAGGGCGCUUUAGAACUGGCAGGGGCUUUGGCUGGGCUGGCUGGGACAGAGACAGGGGAGGUGGAGAACAGGGAUGCACCUGGUGGUGUGGCUGGUGUAGUUGGGGGAGGGAGAGGGGAAGGAGUUGGAAGGGGAAGGGGAAGAGGAAGAGGCAGGGGAAGGGGAGGGAGUGAGGGAGGGAGAGGGGCUGAGAGGAAACAGGAGCCGCAGCAACAGCAAGGCAUGGGUGAUUUGAUGGAAGGCUGUAGGCGGAGAUUGCUCUCUACUGCCACAUACCUUAAAACUGUUCAGGCCAACAUGCACACAUCCGUCACAGCAACAGUGGCGGCAGCAGCAGUGCGAGUUGCCCCAAGUUUGCCUACCAAGCUGAACCCCAUCAUACAACCACUCAUGGCCGCACUCAAACGAGAAAGGGAGGAGCUUCUGCAGCAGUGUGUAGCGAGCGGCCUCGCAACCGUGAUUCUGCGCUCCUUGGACCGGCGCCCUUCCCCCAACGACAGGCUUCUCAAGAAUCUAUCUACACUCGCCUGCUCCGACCCCUCUCAGUGCCCACCACCCUCUGAUGCCAAUUGGGAGGCGGAUGACCCCCUGGAUCCCACCCUCGCCAUGCCUGCUGCAGCUGGAGCCGGGGGACCGGCUUCAAAAGUAGCAGCUGGUGUGAUUGUAAAAGGGGAAGGGGUAGCAGGGUCGCUGGAAGCCAUGAUUGGCCGCAGAGGAGCCGAGCUGUCUUUUAGAGCGUUGGCGGACAGCCUUGGCCCAGACCUAUUUACAAAGCUGCCGAAGCUGUGGGGUCUCCUCACUGAGGUCUGGAAGCCCAGAGAGUCAGAGGGAGGUGGUAGCACAGGGAAGUGCGAUGAGGGAGAACUGUUCAAAGCAGAUCCACUGGCACUAGUCAUCGCCUUUCAACUCAUUCGGUGCCUAGCCCUUGUCCUCCACACGUCCCUAAUUCCUCAACUGCUCCUCCUCCUUCCACCAGUUCUCUGUUGCACUCGCCAUCCCCAUGCUGCUGUCCGAUUCGCCUCAGCCCAGUGCCUUGCAGCACUUGUGUCUCUUCCGUCCGCAGAGCAAACUGUUCUCUCCGCCAUUCUCACUCAUGUCAUUCCUCAGCUCACCAACACACUCUCCGAACCUGCCCGUCGCGGUGCAGCAAGUGUUGUUUCCUCGUUAGUCAACACCCAAGGCGAGAUGCUAGCACCAUACGCUGCACUCCUAGUCGUUCCCCUCCUAGCUCGGAUGUCCGACCCUAGUCCACAGGUGCGGCAGCUGGUCACACAGAGCUUUGCCAGGCUCGUACCUCUACUGCCGCUGGCUCGAGGGCUGCCUUUACCAGCGUUUCUGGACAAGGAAGGUGCGAGGAAGGCCCGGGAGGAUGCCCGGUUCCUGGAGCAGCUUUUGGAUAAUCGCAAGGCGGAUGAUUACCAGCUGCAAGUGAAGCUGUCGGUAACCCUGAGAAGGUAUCAGCAGGAGGGCGUGAACUGGUUGGCGUUUCUGCGCCGAUUCCACCUGCAUGGGGUGCUGUGCGACGACAUGGGGCUGGGCAAGACCCUCCAGGCCUCCUCCAUGCUCGCCUCAGACACAAUCGAGCGCCAAGCUGCUGCCCGUGCAGCUGCUAGCGGGGCGACUACUGCUGGUGAUCGUGCUGCACCUGGUGCUUCUGGAUUCGGAGUUGCGUCACCGCCUCUCCUCCCGUCUCUCAUCGUUUGCCCACCCACGCUUGUCGCUCACUGGGUCUACGAGAUCGAGAAGUACAUUCCUCCUGGGAUAUUCUUCCCACUGCAGUACGCAGGCAGCGUUGCCGACCGGCAAAGGAUGCGGGGGCAGCUGAGAAAGCACAACCUGGUGGUAACCUCGUACGAGGUGUUACGAAGCGACAUCGAUGAGCUGGCAGCGAUCACGUGGCGGUACUGUGUGCUGGACGAGGGGCAUCUGAUCAAGGGCGCCAAGACUCGGCUGUCGCAGGCGGUGAGGCGGAUCAAGGCGGAGCAUCGGCUGCUGCUGACAGGCACUCCCAUUCAGAACAACGUCCUGGAGCUGUGGGCGCUCUUUGACUUCCUCAUGCCAGGAUUCCUAGGGACUGAGAAACAGUUCCAGGCGCGGUAUGGCAAGCCUCUACAGGCUGCACGAGACCCCAAGUGCACUGCCAAGCAAGCAGAGGCAGGCGCUCUGGCCAUGGAGGCCCUUCACCGCCAGGUGAUGCCAUUCAUUCUGCGCCGCACCAAAGAGCAGGUGCUCUCAGACCUGCCGCCCAAAAUCAUCACCGACAGAUACUGCCAGCUCAGCACGCUGCAGCGACUACUGUACGCUGACUUCUCAAAGUCCCAUGCGUCAGAGGAGGUGGUGACAGCAGUAACGGCGGCAGGCGGGGGAGCAGAGGGAGGGGGCGGGGAGCAAGCUUCAACCCAUGUGUUCCAAGCGCUGCAGUAUCUGAGGAAGCUGUGCAGCCAUCCGUUACUGGUGCUGGACCCCUCCCAUCCCCGCCACGCAGCUGCUCUCGCAGCAGUAGGGGCCACGGGGGCAGCAGCAGAAGCCGGGCAGAGAGGAGGCAGCAGCAGUGGUGCUAGCAGCAGUGGAGGGGAUGGUGUUGGGGACGUACAUGACAUAGUGCACGCACCCAAGUUGGUUGCUCUGAGAGAUAUUCUGCUGGAGUGUGGGAUAGGAGGAGGGGGGGAGGGUAAGAGUGGAGGGGAUGUGGGAGGUGAGGCCAGCGAGGGCAAUCACCGUGUGCUCGUGUUCGCCCAGCUUAAGUCAUUCCUUGAUAUUGUGGAGGAGGACCUCUUCAAGAAACACAUGCCUGGUGUGUCCUAUCUGCGCAUUGACGGGUCGGUGGAGCCAUCGCGGCGCUUUGACCUGGUCAAGGCCUUCAACUCGGACCCAACGAUCGAUGUGCUGCUCCUCACAACCCACGUUGGUGGCUUGGGGCUGAACCUAACAGCAGCGGACACAGUGGUGUUCCUGGAGCAUGACUGGAACCCAAUGCGGGAUCUGCAGGCCAUGGAUCGAGCCCAUCGCCUGGGGCAGAGGCGGACGGUGAACGUGCACAGAGUGAUAAUGGCGGGCACGCUGGAGGAGAAGGUCAUGGGGCUGCAGCGCUUCAAGCUCUCCAUAGCCAACGCCGUGGUCAAUGCUGACAAUGCCAGUCUCAAAUCGAUGGACACAUCGCAGCUCUUAGACCUCUUUAACGCUGGCCCUCCUGCUGCCAGUGCUGGUGCUAAGCAGAAACCAGCAGACUCAUCUUCAGAUGCAGCUGUGGCAGCAGCUGGAGGAGGGAAGGGACUGAAAGCUGUGCUUACUGGCUUGGAAGAUCUCUGGGAUGAGUCGCAGUACGCAGAGGAGUACAACCUGGAUAACUUCCUGAAACGCAUUUAG